This is a messenger RNA of Anopheles funestus (African malaria mosquito), 4161 nucleotides long. It is a transcript of the gene Marf, whose product is annotated as transmembrane GTPase Marf. Gene Ontology annotation, biological process: mitochondrial fusion; mitochondrion localization. The coding region runs from base 977 to 3295 and encodes 772 amino acids. The transcript is spliced from 9 exons. Gene Ontology annotation, molecular function: GTPase activity; GTP binding. Lineage: Eukaryota; Metazoa; Arthropoda; Insecta; Diptera; Culicidae. The record is from RefSeq and is a predicted model, not a curated record. Gene Ontology annotation, cellular component: mitochondrial outer membrane.
UUUUGUCAUCGUUCGUUACCUCGAACGUACAGCAAAAAGAGUUACAUCACGAUUUCACAAACGCAGUAAUCGGAGCAAACAAUUUCCACGAUUCGCCGUGUGCUAAGUGUAUAAAACGGUCCAACCUUCAUCUAGAACCAGCAGGCAGGCAAAGCGAUCUACAAUCAUCAACGAGCGGUAGUGAAAAGUGCGCCGUAUGCGCUUUCUAGCAUGCUCUAGCGCAGAUGAAAACGCAACGUGCAGGACGUCAUCAUCGUGUGUAAUCAGCAUCACUCGAAGGAUAUUGGGCAGCUCCUUGGCGUGAUAAAGUAUGACCGAAUCAAAGCAGUUAGUUGCUUAGCACCAGCACGAGAAAGAGAAACAGUUCCCAAUUCGUGUAGAUAAGGUUGAGUGCACACCGUGAGGAAAGUUCCACAUUCGCGAUCCCUUUCCAAUUGCUUCUUUUUACCCGUAAGCCGUGUUCCGCGUAAAACCAGUUUUAAAUGAUUUAUUUUUGAUUAGAUUUCGAGAAAACACGUGUUUGAGUUUGUUAUCAUUUUGAAGCCGUUGUAUCCUUCCCUCAUUCAUUCAUGCGAGCAAGAACGGAAGUGGGUGUAGUGGAUUGUGUUUUUGCAAAACAAAGUAAAAUGAAGGUGUAAUGAAGGAUUGAAUCUUUCGUACCCUGUUGUCGCUUUCUUUUCGUCAUCCUAGCGCUACAAUCGAGCGUGACUCGUGAAGUGGAAGCGAAGAAUCGAACUAAUCUUUCCUUACGAAUACGAGCAUACGGAUUAGAGAAAAAAAAAAUACGGUCUUAAAGUAUUAUGUUUGUAGCGUGUGUAACGAUAAGAGAUCCUCGUUCGAUUCGCAACGAUCGGUUGUAAAAUUGUUGAAAAAAAAACAAGCCGUAACGAAUUGUCACGUGUCGUGAUCGCUCUUCCUCUCGUUUCGUGAUUAAUAUCCUAAUUUACGGCCACCGUUCGUCACCGCUCGGCCACCGAUGGCAACCUACCUGAACCGCACAUUGUCGAUGGUGACCGGCAACGGAAACGCUUCCAUGUACGAAACGGCCGCCCUUAUCGAUCCGAACGCACGGACGCUGCACAACAAUGCGACGGACGUGUCACCGCUACAGAUCUUCGUACGAGCCAAAAAGAAGAUCAACGAUAUUUUCGUGGAGAUCAAUGAUUAUGUCGUCGAAACGACCGGUUUCAUCGAAGAACUACCCGCAGCGACCGAAAUCGUGGACAAAGCGGAAGCGGAACAGUUCAAAAGCUAUGUGCUCAAGGUACGAGGCAUUAGGGAGGUUUUGGCACGGGAUAACAUGAAGGUGGCGUUCUUCGGACGUACAUCCAACGGUAAAAGCUCGGUCAUAAAUGCAAUGUUACGCGAUAAAAUACUUCCGAGCGGUAUUGGCCAUACGACUAACUGCUUCUGCCAGGUGGAAGGAAUCGAUGGACAAGAGGCGUACCUGGUGAAGGAAGGAAGUGACGAGAAGCUGAACGUAACGUCUGUGAAACAAUUGGCGAAUGCACUGUGCCAGGAGAAGCUGUGCGAAAGCUCGCUGGUGCGAAUAUAUUGGCCACGUGAACGUUGCAGCCUGUUGCGGGAUGACGUCGUGUUCGUUGAUUCGCCCGGGGUGGACGUAUCGCCUAAUCUGGACGAUUGGAUUGAUAACCAUUGCUUAAAUGCCGACGUUUUCGUGUUGGUGCUAAAUGCCGAAUCUACUAUGACACUAGCGGAAAAAUCCUUCUUUCAUGAAGUGUCGACACGACUAUCGAAACCGAACAUUUUUGUGCUGAACAACCGAUGGGAUGCUUCCGCGUCCGAGCCCGAAUUUCAGGAAUCGGUUAAAGCUCAACACCAAGAACGUUGUAUAGAUUUCCUAGUCAAGGAACUAAAGGUGGCCACACCGAAAGAGGCCGAAGAGCGCGUGUUUUUCGUGUCCGCUCGCGAAACCCUGCAGGCACGGCUGAAGGAACAGGAAGGCCUUCCACCAAUUGCUGGUGCUCUUGCGGAUGGUUUCCAGAAUCGCUACUUUGAGUUUCAGGACUUCGAGCGCAAGUUUGAGGAAUGCAUUUCGAAGAGUGCCGUACGCACCAAGUUCGAACAGCACAGCUCGCGGGGCAAAAACAUUGCGAGCGAGAUGCGCAUGAUGCUGGACAGCAUCUACGAGCGGGCGAACGUGUUGCGCAACCAGAAGCUCGAACAAAAGAAGCGUCUGACGGAUCGGAUUGCGAGCACGGAAACCUCACUGAUGCAGGUAACGCGCGAGAUGAAGAUGAAAAUUCACACGAUGGUCGAGGAGGUAGAACAGAAGGUGGCAAAAGCGCUGAACGAAGAAAUCUGGAGGUUGAAUGUGCUGGUGGACGAGUUUAAUCUACCGUUCCACACGGAUCCACUUGUACUGAAUGUGUACAAGAAAGAGAUCAACGCGCACGUUGAAAAUGGGUUAGGAUCGAACUUACGCGCACGGCUCAGCACGGCACUGGCGAUGAAUGUGGAAACUGCGCAGCGGGAAAUGACGGGCCGCAUGACGGCUUUGCUACCGUCGGAAAAGAUGGCUGCCCAGCAGCACCAGGUGAUCGUUCGCACCCAACCCUUCGAGAUGCUGUAUACGCUCAAUUGCCAGAAUCUGUGUGCCGAUUUCCAGGAGGAUCUGGAAUUCCGUUUCUCCUGGGGAAUACGGGCAAUGAUUGCACGCUUUAAUGGUAAAAUUCGAGCUAACAAUCGAAAAGCGAUCACGCACCAUCGACAGAACAGCAAUAUGAAUAUGUCGCAGGUUCUUUCUCCAACCUCACCGAUGUGUCUUAUGCCUGAAAACGAGCUGAUAACGAACGAGCAGCUGUCGGUGAUUUCAAAGGUGGCCAUUGCCUCUAUAGGAUCGCAGGGAACACUCGGCCUUGUGGUGGCUGGUUUGAUGUUAAAAACCAUCGGUUGGCGAGUAAUAGUCGGCGCAGGUGUAAUAUAUGGCAGCGUUUACCUUUACGAACGAUUGUCCUGGACCAACACGGCAAAGGAACGAAACUUUAAGAACCAGUACGUAGAGCACGCAACCCGCAAGCUGAAGCUGAUUGUCGAUUUGACGUCAGCAAACUGCAGCCAUCAGGUGCAACAGGAACUGUCCAGUACGUUCGCACGAUUGUGCCGGGUUGUGGAUACUGCCAGCACGGAAAUGAACGAUGAACUGAAGCAUAUCGAAAGCUCCCUCGGAGUGAUCGAGACUAACCAGAAACAGAUCAAGCUGCUGAAAAACAAAGCAAACUACAUCAUGAAUGAGUUGGAAAUCUUCGAUAGCAACUACAUCAAGGCGAAUUAGUGAAUUUUUCUUUCGCUCCGAUAGUAGUGUACCUUACGAUUAAUCGGCAAUUAGAUUUUUUGACCAUUGAUAAAAUGUUUCGUUUGCCAGUUCGAUUUUUUUAUCGAUCGGGAAAUUGAAAGCAUCCGUAAAAAAUAGAAAAAAAUGUGAUUAUUUUUCAUCUCGCGGUUGUACAGUCUCGAGUCUAUCAAGUCUAGCAAUCGUUCGAUGUGGAGGAGCACAGCGAGCUCGUUGGCUGGAUCAAGUGGGUAGCUAGGGCUGUCGGAGAUUGGAUGCAGCAGGGGAUGGAAAAAAGUGGCCCUGGCCCAAGCUUUCUGCAAAUAGAUUGUAACCUGGUCGUGUACGCAUGAUGUGAGAAUGAUUCACUAUCUUCUAUCAACUGGCUCCGGAUGGGGUACACCGUUUAUCGAUUGUUUCAAGUAAGCAAUAGAUAUAGGAUUGAAAAAGAAACCAAACGCUUUUAGAGAUGCGGUUGCAGUAGUUAGCUAACGGGAUGGCUGGCAUGGUUUGGAAAUGAUGUUUCCUCCAUGGUGCUUGAAGAGGAGCAAAACAUUCGAUCGUAUGCCCAGUCCGUUCCUGUAUUGUAUGAUACUAUUUAAUGUACCGGUAAAAUGUAGAAAAUAUUACUUCUAUACUCAACUGUUGUUUGAUAUGUAAAAAAAAAACUAAAACUAAAUCGAAUCGUUCUCUGUUCCGUGAAUACAUGUAGUUUUGCCGCGGUGGUGCACCGGAGAAAUAUAUUAAACUUUAGCAUUCGACGUGAUCAAGUUUCAACUAAAAAUGGACCGUGGCGCAAUUGACGCAUAACCUCCGAUAGGCGACUUUUUACAAAAUAAAUUGAACAAGCAGCAUUAAAAACAUGAAAA